AUGUUCAAGGUGAGAAUGUGGAGCCGGGUCACAGCUGUCAUUGUCCCCUCUCAGCCUCCAGGAGCUUCCCCACGCUCCCGUGGCGCCUUUUUGGGGACCAGACUCGGUUCCUCGUGAGGCCUUUUUCACCUCCGGGCUAAAUUCUGGCUUGGCGGCGGUUCAUUCAGCGCUCGGUAUCUGCACCUGUGAGGCUGUGGAGUGAAACCCUAGAUUGGUGGGAUCGGCCCUUUGAGCUCUCUCGCGAAUGAAACACUUUGAAAAGUUAAAACGCCUCUAUCGUGCCCACCUCCUCGCCAAUGCCCUUUUGGGGUUGUGAGGAGGAUGAAGCCAGGUGAUUCAGAGAUCUGUGGGGCCAGCCAGCCUGAGCCUGCUCACCUUCAGAGUCUAUGCAGCACCCAAAAAGGACUCGCCUCACAAAAGUUACAUGAAGGUCGAUGAGCUUUCACUCUACUCAGUUCCUGAGGGUCAGUCUAAAUAUGUGGAGGAGCCAAGGACUCAACUUGAAGAAAACAUCUCACAACUCCGACAUCGUUGUGAGCCAUAUACAAGUUUCUGUCAGGAAAUAUACUCCCAUACUAAACCCAAGGUGGAUCACUUUGUCCAGUGGGGAGUAGACAACUAUAACUAUCUUCAAAAUGCGCCUCCUGGAUUUUUCCCAAGACUCGGUGUUAUUGGUUUUGCUGGUUUUGUUGGACUCCUUUUUGCUAGAGGUUCAAAAAUAAAGAAGCUGCUGUAUCCUCCUUUUUUCAUGGGAUUAGGUGCCUCUGUCUAUUACCCACAACAAGCCAUCACCAUUGCCCAGAUCACUGGGGAGAAGUUAUAUGACUGGGGAUUACGAGGCUACAUAGUUGUAGAAGAUUUGUGGAAGCAAAAUUUUCAGAAGCCAGGAAAUGUGAAGAAUUCACCUGGAAAUAAAUAGAAAACUCCAUGCUCUGCCCAUUUUAAUCAGUUAUAGGUAAACAUUGGAAACUCCAGACAGUAAAUCAGUAUUUCUACAGACAAAUGGCGAAAUCAGUAUUGGAUAUAGUAAACUGGCUUUCUUCAGGAAAAACAACACUAAGCCUUUUUGCUCUUUUGGGUGAUGCCAUAUUACAGGCCAACUAAUCUGCAAUCUUUCACAUGGAAAUAAUGUACAAGCCUUAGAACUCCUCAUUCUUAUACCACUAUUUAUGUACAUAAUUAAACUCCAGAUUCCAACCAA
Messenger RNA from Mus caroli (Ryukyu mouse), 1201 nucleotides. It is a transcript of the gene Apoo, whose product is annotated as apolipoprotein O. Gene Ontology annotation, biological process: cristae formation. NCBI's taxonomy places the organism in Eukaryota, Metazoa, Chordata, Mammalia, Rodentia, Muridae. The record is from RefSeq and is a predicted model, not a curated record. Gene Ontology annotation, cellular component: MICOS complex.